This is a messenger RNA of Peromyscus leucopus (white-footed mouse), 1466 nucleotides long. RefSeq names its product protein RoBo-1-like. The coding region runs from base 176 to 844 and encodes 222 amino acids. The transcript has 6 exons. NCBI's taxonomy places the organism in Eukaryota, Metazoa, Chordata, Mammalia, Rodentia, Cricetidae. The record is from RefSeq and is a predicted model, not a curated record.
UUACAGUGCCUUAAUUACCAGGCACCGCCCUGAUGGGCUAUAAAGCUCAGAGAUAGUGAGGGCAGAGAAAGUAUUCCUUUCUUCCUUCCUCUGGUGAGAUCACUGGCCGUCCUCUCCAUCUCAAGGCAGUCCUUUCAGAAGAGCAGGACUACUUCUUGUGUUCACAGAAGUCACCAUGGCCUGGUCCUGCAGCCUGAAGAGCCUCCUCACAGUCUUUGUCUUCACCAUCUUCGCUGUCGGCUCUGUGGAGAGUUACCAGUGUACAGUAUCUUUAUGUGCAAGCGAGUCAUGUUCUUCAGCCACAAAUUUUUGUACAGCCACUAAAGGCUGCUUCAAUCAAAUCCAGAAAUUUGAUACACCAUCUACAGUUACAGACCUUGUGUUGAAGCAAAAAGGGUGUUACCCAGACACAUGCAGUGCACUGACAUUCUCAGCAACACUGGGGGAUCAACGGAGAUUUAUCUAUGAGAACAGGUGCUGCACAACUGAGAAAUGCAACCAAGAGGACAUAAUUCCAUCUUCAUCUUCUGAACCCAAUGGUGUGGAAUGUACUGCCUGCUACAAUGAGAAAGAGAAGUCAUGCUCCUCUGUUACUACCCUGAAGUGCACAGGGAACGAGAAAAAGUGUAUCGAGGUUACCGGCUUGGAUGCACAAAAUUCCAGCUUAAGGCUGUAUGGGAAAGGCUGUGCAACUGAAAACGCCUGCGAUCUGAAAAUGAUUGUCCUCAAUGACGUACAAAUCCAAGCCUCAUGCAUCCAAGCUGUUUCAAACAAUGGGAACCCUGCCCUCAAAUCCAUUUCAUCAGCUCCCAUUAUUCUGCUCCUGCUGAAAGCCCUGCUUUGAUCAUCCAGGAACUGGCAAUCUCACAAUCCUAUGCAUAUGGACCCAUUGGCAUGUUUGGGUGACUGUUUCGAAAACACGGAGCAAAUAAAAACUAGUGAUUACUUCUUGGUUCUUUAAAUAAAAACUUAUAUCCACUUUUGUCUUAUCAGGAAAUAUACAGAGAUGACUAAUUUAACAUUUCCCCUCUUCUCCUUAAUAUAUAGUACUAGAAGUCCUAGUCAAAGUGAUUAGGCAAAUCAAAUCAGUAAUUAAAUAAAUUUAAAACUGAAAGAAAGAAUAAAGAAAGGCAAAAAAAGGAAGAAAGGAAGGGAAGGAAAUGCAUUCAUAUUGGAAAGAAAUUUGUAAAACCACUGGAAGAAAACAUUUGUGUGUAUGUAUAUGCACAUGUGUGCACAUCUAUACAUGUAUGUAUGUAAUGCUGGAGACAGCCCUGGACUUCAUGCUUUCAGGGAAGUAUGGCACUGCUGAGACACAUUUCUAGACCAAGGAAAACACUUUUUGGCAUUAGCCUAAGUGUAGAUUCUUAGUCAGGGUUUCUAAUAACUUGUGUAGGAAAGGGUUUAUUUCAGCUUAUAACUCAGACCACACACUUCAUUGCUCUUUCAUAAUUCGAAUAAAAAGA